GAGGGAAAAGAAGAGAGAAAGAACCGAACAGUCACCUGAUCACUUUUCCUCGGGGGCUCGGUCACUCGCCUGUGUCCGGCGCGCUAGAGAUUCUGACACUGUCAGUAAUCACGGUCUCCCGAAUAUCCGCGUCUGUCAAUCUGUAAGACGUGACUCUCUUUCCCGGGGCCGUGUAGCUGGCGGCGCCACGCAUAACCCGCUGGGUUUGAUGAAGACCAGAGAAGUAUGCUUUCCAUUGAACUUCACACCAUCAUUUGUCAUAGAGAAUGUCCUUAACUGAUAAUAGUAUGAAUUUUGCAUAUGAAUCUUCAGUACACAGUACCAAUAUUCUUUUGAGCCUCAAUGAUCAAAGGAAAAGAGAUCUUCUUUGUGAUGUCACUGUCCUAGUGGAAGAUCAGCAAUUUCGUGCUCAUCGUUGUGUGCUUGCGGCAUGCAGCAGUUACUUUCUUUCAAGAAUUGCUGGCCAAUCAGACACAGAUCUUAUCAUUACUCUUCCAGAAGAGGUGACAGUUAAAGGAUUUAGUCCUUUAAUUCAGUUUGCCUAUACAGCUGAGCUUAUUUUAAAUAAAGACAAUGUGGAUGACGUAUACAAAUGUGUUGAAUUUUUAGGCAUGCAUAACAUUGAAGAAUCCUGUUUUCAGUUCCUCAGACUUAAAUUUUUGAACUCUACAGCAGACCAGCAAGAAUACCUAAACAAAAAAUAUUUUACAUCACAUUGUCAGAAAACCAAUAUUAAAAUUUCAUUAUUGGAUCAAGGAGAUCCAGAAAUAAAUGAAGUAGAAGAACUUUUAGAAAAUGAACAUGUUGAAACUCCUCACUUUAAACUUCAUACAUGUAAAGAAAAUGUAAAAAUAUCACCUCCUCUUCAAGAUAGUGCCAACCAAACAUAUAAGUCAUGCACAGAAAAGGAAGGUGUUCUUGGUUUGCCAUCUUUAGGUCCAAAGUACAGGAAAUUCCAGAAAGCUUUUGGAACAGAUAGAGUUCAUACUUUGGAAUCCAGUGUUAAAGACAAUCAAACAUCUACAUUUGUUUCUGUUCAGCCAAAUGAAUUAUCUGAAAAUGAAGAUAUAGAAACCCAAGAUUGUACAGAUUUACAGAUGAUUUUAAAACACGAAGACAGUCAAAUAGAAAUGGAUGAUGAAGAAGCAAAAGGAAAAAAAAAUUCAUGUCAGGAUUCUGUGGCAAAAGCAGAGGUGACACAAUUUACCCCAGAUCCUCCUGUGACACCCCAAGGAUUUUAUUCUCUUUCCCUCUUGCACACAUAUGAACAAUAUGGUGAUUUAAAUCUUACAAGUAUGCAGAAUGUAACUAUGGUAUCUGAAGACCCUUUGACUGGUACAGAUAUGAGGGCUGAUAAAACAGUUACUGAAAAUCAAGCUCUACCUUUGAAAUCUGCUUCAGGCCAAAGAGAUGACAGACCUGUGUCAACAAAUGAUCGAAGCAGUGUGGAAAGGGAAGUGGCAGAGCACUUAGCAAAAGGUUUUUGGAGUGACCUUUGCAAUACAGAUACUAAUUGUCAAAUUCAGCUUUCACCUGCCGUAGAAAAAGAUUGUUCAGAACAUGUAUUUUCACAAAAAAGAUCAGAAUGUCCCUGGUUAGGUAUCAGAAUCAGUGAGAGUCCUGAACAGUGUCAAAGAACUUUUACUACAUUGAAUUCUGUGAGCUGCCCAUUUAUAAAUACUCUUAAUACUGAAGAAUGUACAAAUAAUUUGGAAAUAGAAAGUGAUGAUUUUGUUCCAGAACCACAGCAAGAGCCUUGCCCAUAUGCAUGCGUGAUUAGCCUGGAAGAUGAUUCUGAAACAGAUACAGAAGGGGACAGUGAAUCUUACUCAGCCAGAGAACAAGAGUGUGAGGUUAAACUGCCAUUCAAUGCACAAAGAAUCAUUUCACUUUCUCGAAAUGAUUUUCAAUCCAUGCUGAAAAUGCAUAAGUUGACUCCAGAACAGCUGGAUUGUAUACAUGAUAUUCGAAGACGAAGUAAAAAUAGAAUUGCUGCACAACGUUGUCGUAAAAGAAAACUUGACUGCAUUCAGAAUCUUGAGUUAGAAAUUGAGAAAUUGCAAAAGGAGAAGGAGAGUUUAUUAAAAGAAAGAGAUCAUAUUUUAUCAACACUGGGUGAAACAAAGCAGAACCUAACUGGACUUUGCCAGCAGGUAUGCAAAGAAGCAGCUUUAAGUCAUGAACAAAUCCAGAUACUUGCAAAGUACUCUGCCUCAGAUUGCCCACUUACCUUGUUAAUUUCUGAAAAAGAAAAACUUACUCCUGACUCUAAACCUGUGCUCCCAUCAUGUAUGGCUUUACCUCAUGGACUUCCAAAUAUUCCAUUGGCCACAGAACAAAGUUCUCCUUAUCCAUGUGUAAGAGAAACAAAUGAUUCACUACAGGAACAGCAGCAAGACUCAUAUCAGAACUCUCCACGAACUUCAUCAUUGCUUGUAAGACAGUGUUAUCAGAGUGGCGGCAUCACAGAUUUCUGUCAGGUGACUGGUAAAUGCACUGCCGAUGAUUGAAACUAUAUUUUAUUUUCUUUCUGCCAUUUACUUCUAUAAUCAAGUUUUUUUAUAUUAACAUGAAACUCUAACAUAGAUUCCAUACAUUGGUUUCUGCUAAGUUUGCUGUUAAGCAUGUUUCUGUUAAGUUGAUCUUAUUAUCCUUAUGACCUUCAGGAGAAAACCACAGAUAUGUUUUAUCAGAAAGCUUUUUGAAUUGGAUGAAAAAUUACAUUUAAGAAUAUGGCAAAUCUUUUUAAAAUCAUAUAUGAAGAUAGUUGUUAAUACUGUCCUCUAUUUAAAGUAAAACUUGAAGUGAAAGUCUAGUUCAGUUUGAGAAAGUCUGGUACCUUUUUUUUUUUUCCAAGUUUAAAAACAUUUCAGAUAAUCAGCAAACAUUAAAUGCCUACUGUGUUCUAGGCAUUGUGCUAAGUUCUGGAAAUACAAGGGAGGGAAAAGGCAAUUCAUGCCCUCAAGAAGUUUACAGUCUACUGGAAAGAUAACAUGCAAACGACUAUGUACAAAUAAGAUAUAGAUAGGAUAUGUUUUGGGUAACUUUGGAAGGAACACACUAGUGUCAAGGAGUAGUAGAAAAGGCUUCUUGAAGAAAGUAGCAUUUUUAGCUGAGACUAAUCUUAGGAAGCCAGGAGGAGGAGAUGAAACAGAAUAAAAUUCUAAUGAAAAUUCAGAGAUACUGUGAGAUAAAGAGUAUCUUGUAUGAGAAACAAAAUAGGAAGGAGGCCAAUAUCACAAAAUCAAAGAAUAUGUGGAGGGAAAGUAAGGACACUUGGAAAUUUUUAAAUCCUACAUAUUUUUAAAUUUAAUAUUAAAAAAACCUUUCCCCUUCCUAUCAGUAAAUAGAUGGAAGAAUGCCUAUUUUAGGGAAAACUUGGCAGAUGGGGUAGAGGCCUCCCAAUUUGAGCACAUUAGGAAAUAACUUUUCUAUGAAUUAAGCAUGACAUUCUAUUAAAGAUUUCUGCUAAUAUAGAAAAGCUAAAUAAUCAAGUAAAAUAUUAAUUUAUUAACAACCAAUUUAUGAAUCUUUUGGGGCAUAUUACAUGACACCACUACUGAGAUACAUUUUCAAGUUUGAGGUUUAAAGUUUUCCCCUGAAUUAAAUUAUUACAAGUUUUUCAUUUUUAUUGAUAAAGAAAACUAAAAAGGGGAAGGGAAUUUACAAGAAUUCCCCAGACAUGUCUUCAUCAACAAACAUUUAUUAAGCAACAUGUUUUCCUGGCAUUCUGGGACAUAUUUGUUGAAAAGCACUAAUCAGUAAAGCACUAAAAAUUUGAAUAGCAUGAAACAAUUAAAUUUCAUAGAAAAUUAAAAUUUCUCAAUAGGGUUGUAUCCACUUGCCAUAGUACAAAGGCACAAACAGAUACCUUAACCUGAAUGUUUUUAUAAAGUUUUAUAUUUUAAUUUGGUGUGUAAAGUGUUUUUAAAUUUUUUGGCAAAGAUUUAGUUGCUAAGGAUAUUGCAGUGAAAAGCUAACCACAAUAAGCUAGUCCUUGGAGUGGCUGAUUCCAUUAUUGGAUUUAUCUUAUAUCCUUAAAAUGAUUUAUCAUGAAAAAUAUUUAGUAGGCCUGAAAAAUUAAUUCAUAGUGUAUUGAAUGACCAUAAAAAUCUACUUGCUAUAUUUUAUAUUGGGACCAAUCUUAAUAUUUGGAAAUUUUAAAAAUUUUAAUUUUCUCCUCUUUUUUGAUGUGGGAAAAUUCUCUAGCAUUUUGAUCCUUAUAAAUUAUAGAUGCUGUAACAAGGUAAAUUAGGUUUUGGUUUAUUCUCUAUAGGCUUGAAAAAAAACAUUUGAAAUGAUCUGGAAAAAUAGCAUUUUUAUAAUUGUAAAUCACAUUUUUAGAUUAAAACAAAAUUGUAUAUAAAUAAUGUCAUGCAGUCAUUUCUUUUUAUUUCAUUCUUGAUUUUUCAGCUUUGCACAAUAGUGUAAACUUUUUUUCCGAUUUGCAAAAUAUCAACACUUAUAUAAGCCAGUGGCUAGAAUCUUUGAUUCCCUACCUCAUUAUACACAUAAAUAUUUUUCAUAUCAGCAUGUGUAUAUGCAAAAAUGUCAAAUGAUCUGCCCUUAUUGCUACUGUUAAGUAUUAGCAGGUUGUUCAGUAUUUUAUGACAAAGCCUCAUUGUCACCAGGAUUAAAAAAUAAUUUCAUAGCACUGGGUUUUAAGUCUGCAUAUUCAAAUAUGUAACUAAACCAGCCUGAGGAAUCCUUUUCUAAGUUUUGGCCAAUAAUUAAAAUGUUUAUUUCUUGAUAUUGAAUAUUAUUCCUUAUAACCAGCAUGAAUACAAAUAACUACACUACCUCAUAUGCAAGUGAUUGUCAAGUUAUAAAACAGAUGUGCAGAGAAUAUUUUAAAGAAUUUUUAAACAUUUUUGCUUUUCCCAUUCAUGAGGUGGGGAAGUUUUUAUUCUGUAUAUUGCAUAGAUUAUGCACGCAACAGAAUCACAGUAUAAUACAACAGAUACCUUGACCAGCAUUUGCAGUUCUUCACAAUUUGUUAGGAUUAUAUUCAUUGUAUAUGAUAUGCAAAAUCAUUUGUCUUAUCCUUCUGUACUUUGCCCAGUGUUUCAUGUCUUAUGUAAUUUUCUGAAAACAGUUACUUAAAUAUAGUCUUAAUUUGUAUUACAUUAUUUUUCAGACUUUUAAAAAAUCAUUUUAAUACUAAUGGCAAAACUAUGUGCUACUCAGAACUAAUGUGAAUACCAUUUCUGUGCUAAAUAUUUUUUUAUUUUUAAAAACAUUUGUUAAAAGAUUAAUGUUCAAUCAUCUACAUUUUAGUAAUUAGAAACAUUUAAUGCAGUAAGAAUAAAGAUUGCAUAUAAAUUCUGAGUUAUGUUAUCAAUUUGGAGGAAAACAUGGCAAUAUUAUAAAUUCUCAGGUGAACUUUUUUUAAUCAUUAAACAUGUAUUUGAACUUGUGUUAUAAGUGUUAAUGCAUGUAAUAAACCAUAUUUUGAAACUUUUUGGGUAAAAUGUAAACUUAGCCAUAACAAUUAAAAGAUUGGUAUACGGAUUAUAAAAUCUGAAACAAUAAUGUCUUUGUAUCUUUUAUCAUCUUUUUAAUGUAACAAAAUCAUUAUCCUUAAUAAUAAGGCAAGAUCUUGUUAAAGUUAUAAUUCUGUAAUAUUUAAGUUGCACCUUUUUUACCAUGCUAAUUUUUAAUCCCAUGUUGGUUAAAAAUAGCCAAACCACAAGGCAUUAGUUUCUUUGCUCCUUGGUAAUAAAUUUGCUGUUGAAUAAAUACCCUAAAAUUUAUUUAACAAUUAA
Molecule: messenger RNA, 5765 nt
Organism: Antechinus flavipes (yellow-footed antechinus)
Lineage: Eukaryota; Metazoa; Chordata; Mammalia; Dasyuromorphia; Dasyuridae
Gene: BACH1
Product: BTB domain and CNC homolog 1
Exons: 5
Coding region: 267-2510 (747 amino acids)
Biological process (GO): regulation of transcription by RNA polymerase II
Molecular function (GO): DNA-binding transcription factor activity, RNA polymerase II-specific; RNA polymerase II cis-regulatory region sequence-specific DNA binding; protein binding
Source: RefSeq, a predicted model, not a curated record